GGGACCGUACGACACUUCCGCCCGUCCAGCUCGGCCCGGAACCUGCGCCGCGGGCGCGGACAUGGGGGCUGCCGGCGCGGCCCGGCUGCACGGGCUCUUUGCGACCUACAAGCCCCCCGGGCUGCACUGGAAGCACCUGCGGGAUACGGUGGAGCUGCAGCUUCUGAAGGGUCUCAAUGCUGGGAAGCCUCCUGCCCCUGAGCAGCGUGUUCGCUUUCUGCUGGGCCCUGUGGAAGGCGGCGAAGAGAAGGAGCUGACCCUCACAGCCACCAGUGUGCCCACCCUCACCAACCAUCCGCUGGUACGUGGACCAGCAUUCACCAGCCUGAAGAUUGGCGUGGGACACCGGCUGGAUGCCCAGGCAUCUGGGGUGCUUGUGCUCGGCGUGGGACAGGGACGCAGUCUCCUCACCGACAUGUACCACGCACACCUCACCAAGGAUUACACGGUUCGCGGCCUCCUGGGCAAAGCCACAGAUGACUUCCGCGAGGACGGUCGGCUGGUGGAGAAGACAACAUAUGACCACGUGACCAGAGAGAAACUGGAUCGAAUCCUGGCGGUGAUCCAAGGCUCCCAUCAGAAGGCCCUGGUGACGUACUCCAACCUCGAUCUGCAGACCCAGGAGGCCUACGAGAUGGCCGUGAAAGGCUUGAUCCGGCCCAUGAACAAGUCCCCGAUGCUGAUAACUGGUGUCCGAUGCCUCCACUUUGCGCCUCCAGAAUUCCUCUUAGAGGUGCAGUGCAUGCACGAGACGCAGAAGCAGCUGCGGAGACUGGUGCAUGAAAUCGGCCUGGAGCUGAAGACCACCGCUGUCUGCUCCCACGUGCGGCGCACGCGAGAUGGCUUCUUCACCCUGGAGGAUGCCCUCCUGAGGACCCAGUGGGACCUGCACAGCAUCCAGGAUGCCAUCCAGGUCGCAGCCCCCCGGGUGGCAGCCGAGCUGGAGAAGAACUUGAGGCUGGGGCUGGGCACCCAGCAGCUCCAUGGUCCAGGCUGGCAUGGGGACAACGAGGGGCCAAGCCCUGCCUUGGAAAGCUGGACAGCGGGUGGGUAAAGAUCAGAGUUUUCAUGAGCUGGGACGGACGACUGCAGAGAGAGUAGGGGAAAUUUUGUUACAUGUGACGUGAAACUUCGAAGCUGUAGGAGAAAACACUUGACCCAACUGAAAAGGAAAAACUUUUAUAUGGAGAAAAAGAUGAUACAUGCAUGACAGACUGAUAAAAAUAUUUGCAAUGCUUAAUGAAGAACUGAUAUCCAUAAUAUAGAAGGAGCUCUUAUAAAACAAGAAAAUUGGGCAAAUGA
This is a messenger RNA of Myotis davidii, 1302 nucleotides long. It is a transcript of the gene TRUB2, whose product is annotated as TruB pseudouridine (psi) synthase family member 2. The record is from RefSeq and is a predicted model, not a curated record. The transcript has 8 exons. Lineage: Eukaryota; Metazoa; Chordata; Mammalia; Chiroptera; Vespertilionidae. Gene Ontology annotation, biological process: pseudouridine synthesis; RNA processing. The coding region runs from base 62 to 1054 and encodes 330 amino acids. Gene Ontology annotation, molecular function: pseudouridine synthase activity; RNA binding.